AUGGGACACUACUGUGAUAAGCUUAAGGUAUCUGAGCAGCAUGCUAAUACACUCGAAUGUACCACGAUGGUGAAGAGCGAGAGCGAAAACGAUAGGGCAGGACCGGACACAACUAAUGCUAAGCCAGCGAUAAUUAAUAAAACUGAUGUCACGGCCCACCACAAAAUCGUGCGAGAGACGAAAGUCCUAGUAAAAAAGGUGCAGCAGACAGUGUGCCGCAUCUCGGGAGAAAGUUCCGAAGACUUUCACACCGAACUGGCAGUUCUUAUGCCAAUGCAGACCUUGGAUGCGGUCUUUGAUUUGGAGGAGAAGAUAUUAGAAAAAAAUUAUGAAGAUGCAGUUAUAACAUAUCUUUUCACUUUAAAGGGCACUUCUGGGGAUAUUGGCGAAGUUAUGAAGCGAGUUUUUGGCGACGAAGUCCUCAGUUUGUUCAAUUGGGAUGGGAGGUGCGGGAAGAAAUCGCUUUCAGAAUUAAAAAUAGUUAGCGUGGCUCUAUUUGAAAUUUUCAAACUGCAUGGACGCAUCGACUUCGAAAAGGAAGUCCGAAAGAGCGUUGAGCAAAGCCACAACAGGCAAAAGCAAAAACGCUAUUUGCUGAACAAAAAAACUUAUAACAAAAUUAGUAUCAAGCAUCAUACCAAAGUAUCCGCUGUCGCUACUGCCAAAGAGUUGAAGGAAGCUGGCAUUGCAAAACUCCAACCUUAA
Bactrocera neohumeralis is the source of this 705-nucleotide messenger RNA. RefSeq lists its product as uncharacterized. The record is from RefSeq and is a predicted model, not a curated record. The transcript is spliced from 5 exons. NCBI's taxonomy places the organism in Eukaryota, Metazoa, Arthropoda, Insecta, Diptera, Tephritidae. Bases 1 to 705 code for a protein of 234 amino acids.